CAACGUUAUUUAUAGAACGGCCUACAUGCAGUGGCUCGGUAUAUUUGCACGAUGUAAUCCAGACUUACAAUUUCAAUUAUUUAAGCUAUGAGAGUAGAACAUUCAGAGUUGCUGUGUUAACAAGGAAUUGUCUGAAACUUCCAACGAUUCCUGACAUCUGAAAGGAGGUUAGCUCCCAGCAAGUUUAAGAACAUCGUCGUGGGUGUGCUUUCCUAUAAGUCAUGAUUGCGUAUUUACUGAAACGGAACGGGUUAUCAUUGAUAGUGGCCUUUGCAUUGAUUGCUGUAGCACUUGUCCUGAUGAGGCCACAAUACCUCCUUCCAUGGAAGACAUUAGGGACGCUGGAAGAAGAUAUAACACCAAAUAGAAAACCUACAUAUGAGCUUAACAUUAGUGACAUUAGUAAGAUACAAACAGAAUUAUUAAUUGCUUCUGUUCAUAUAGACAAAGGUUACUCUAAAGAAACAGCAAUCAUAAAUGGUGGCAUUAAGAAAACUUAUGUUACACAUAUGCUGGAGUUCGCUUCAAUAACGAUACCAUCGAAACUGUCAUCUUUAGUGAGAAUAUUCGAUAGCAAGAAAAUGUCUUUAAAUAUAUCAGUGGCUGAAAACAAAUGUGUGAACUUAAGGAUUCGAUCUGAUCUUCAGUCGCCCAUUUGUGUGUAUGAUAAAGAAAGUGAUAAUUAUAUAUCAGGGUCUUUGCUGUCUAGUGGAACAUGGGAGGGUGCUCAGAUGGCAAUGGUUGUUAGGUUACUGCAGGCACAUAGUGAGGUAGAUGUUUUAGACCUCGGUUGUAAUAUCGGUGUUUACACAAUACUGGCCGCCAAAAUGAACCAUCGGGUCGUUUCUGUUGAUCCGUCGAGGAAGAAUUUAAUGCUUCUUUCACGAUCACUAAAACUUGGUCAAAUUGAUUCGAAAGUGACAUUGCUGUGGAACGCUGUCGGCGACAGGGUGCAGAAUGUCACUCUUCAUGAUUACAAAGGAAACAUUGGAGGUACUUUCGUUAAGGCUGAAAGUGUAAAAGACGACGAGAACAAGAUUGACGAAUCGCAUCGAGCCGUCGCCGUGACACUAGAUCACCUGAUACCUCUGUUCUCAAACAAGCCAAUGUUUAUAAAGAUUGAUAUCGAAACAUACGAGUGGAAUGCAUUGAAAGGAGGCGAACGCUUUUUCAAAUCAACAAAUGUAAGAUUCGUUUUCAUGGAGUGGGUCGCUCACAGAAAUAAACAAAGCGCUAAUGACAUUAUAAAUUUCAUGUACAAAUUUCAUCUAGUGCCUCAUCAGAACGAAAACAUAGGGUCACGAUUACAGCUGAAAUCAAAUGCCACUUGGCCAGGCGAAAUAAUGUGGAUGAAAAUUGUGGAAUAAAGUUUUUACAUCUAACCACCAUACAGAUUUGUAAUACUGUUCAUACAGUAAUAUUGGAGAUUUGUAUUGUAUUGGUCUGAAUUCGUAGAAUAGCAAGCGAGAAUGUAAAUACAACUGCCCGGUGGGACAAAGGAAAAAUUAACUGGACGAAGAAAAAUAGCAGUUUAAAUCAUUCAGCAUAAAUACUAGUAUCCUGACAAGCAAUGCUUAUUUUCCCCUUGUAAAACUGCUGAAUCUGUUUUAAUUAUGUUACUUGUUUAAACUUGUAUUUACCAUAUCUAAUAGAUUAGUUGAGCCAAGUUACUCAUGGUUACUGACACGACGUGUGUAAUAAUGCAGUCGUCAACAGUUGAUUGUUUUAUUUACUUGUUUAAAUUUAUAUGACGUUGGUAAUACUACAACUGUAAACAGUUGAUUGCGUUAUUUACGCAUAUUUACUGAUAAAACGUAUGUUGUACUGCAGCUUUAGCCGAUUAAUAAUAAAAUAAAUGGUCGUGUUUGACACGUUAAAUUCUACAUUCACUGUGGCUCUUCUUGACAAAAACUAGAUAAAAUAAACAUAAACAUUGUUUGUGGUAUUCACUCAAGCAUGUUUGAACGAAGAAGAUAUGUUUAACAUCGUAUUAUGAGUGGUAAGACAAUACUUUUUACACGAUUGCCUCGGCAAAGAUAAUCAAAGCGCUGAAGUUGUUCGCUGUUGUCGUCCUUGAUAAGCUUGUGCACAUUGCACAAGCUAAUCAGUGUACACAGGCUAAUCUUAUUUGACGUGCAUUAAGCCCUGUUUUCCAUGAAAGCAGCCAAUAUGUACAGAUUUCAAUGAUAAACACUAAACUGGCCAAUGUCGGUCUUACAAGCUACAAGCUGGUAUAUACACUCCCUGCUAGAGCAGAAUCAUGUGUCGUCUGCUACAGACAGGCAGCGGUAAUCAGUAAAUUUUUGAUAUCUUAAUAAGAUUAGAUUUUGGUAAAGGGCAGGAAAACCACACAUAAUGUUAUAUGUUAAUUGAUUGAUUGUAUAAGUGUGAUCUGUAUGAAUGUACAAUUAUGUAUUCACGAGAUAUUGUUUGUAUCAUGACCCAUACGACUUUUUGUUUAAUCAUGUAUUUUAUAUAAUGCAUGCGUCUGAUUGAAUGUUGUGUUAUGUCUAGGUAACUUUGUUAUUUGCAGAUAACCGUCUUAACGUCUUCGAGUCUUAACGUCUUAACAUCUUCGUCUUCUGCACGUCAAUUAACAUCUGUUGGCGUCAAUCAAUAAAGUGAAGAAUUUUAUUAUACAAGA
Dreissena polymorpha is the source of this 2644-nucleotide messenger RNA. RefSeq lists its product as uncharacterized. The transcript has 2 exons. NCBI's taxonomy places the organism in Eukaryota, Metazoa, Mollusca, Bivalvia, Myida, Dreissenidae. The coding region runs from base 222 to 1367 and encodes 381 amino acids. The record is from RefSeq and is a predicted model, not a curated record.